UACUGUAUAAUUGUAUGUCCUGAGAGUGUUUUGAGGUUACUUUGUUGAGACUUUUUAAGACUUUUGUGAAUAAUUCGUUCUUGCCCAUACAAUAGAGCAAAGAACUGAAGUUGGGGUAUUUCACUGUAGCACUUCCAGAGUUUUCCUCCUUUUCAGGCCAAUAUGUCUGCAGAUAAACCUAAGGUAUACCAGGGUGUGCGUGUGAAGACCACCGUUAAGGAGUUACUGCAGAAGCACAGAGCCCUGCAGGCACAGAAAACUGCAACGAAAUCACAAGCCGUGGCUGCUCGCGAUGUCUGCUCUACGACCAUGAAUACCCACCUUGAUGUCUUUGGAAUGCAAGCUCCAGAACCCUAUUUCCAGACACGUCCCUUUACCGAAAAUGUCAACAUCCCGAUGGAGAAUGUUUAUGAUCAUCAACAGAUGAUGCAUAUGAUGCCACCUGAGACUUUCAGCGGCAGUAAUUUCGUGUGUCCCACAUCUGCGCAGUGGUCUAAUGGAUAUCUACCUUCUAAUACGGACCUCUAUGGUACUAGCCUGGUUUCGAGGUCACCCUCAGACUCCUUCAAUCUCCCCAGUCCCGUCGACUACAACAGUUACUCUCCCCCUCAGUCCAACUCUUCAUCCUCUUCGUGCUACAACUCCCCAACACGGAUGGAUUUGAGCUCCAGUUUCUCUCCAGAAAAUUACCACUAUCAGCAUUGCAACCUACAGCAUUGCUUUUGUCUGUCGCACUGGUCCAAUGUGCAGGAAGGCAUGGCAACCUCAGAGUUUGCGCCCUACGGCUCAUCAGACUGUUUGUAUUCAUAUGGCGACGACAGCUAUUUCAGAAGGGAUACUUCAAACUCAGACAUGUGUUACUUAUAAAAUGCAGUUUGAAGCACUUUGCGCGAAAAUCCAGUGUCAUAAUUGAUUCAUUCGAAUGCAUUUGUUGUACUUUAGUUUAGAUAAAAGAACAAACAGUGAUAGAAUGCAUGAUUGGGCUUAGUUUAGCAGUUUAAGCAAAAAGGUUGAUUGCAGAGAGCUAAAUAUGUGUGAGUAUAAUUUACAAAUUAUUCAUUUAUCUUUUUUUACAAUAAACAUAUUUUUCGUAA
Messenger RNA from Cyprinus carpio (common carp), 1094 nucleotides. RefSeq names its product POU Class 2 homeobox-associating factor 3. NCBI's taxonomy places the organism in Eukaryota, Metazoa, Chordata, Actinopteri, Cypriniformes, Cyprinidae. Gene Ontology annotation, molecular function: POU domain binding; DNA binding. The record is from RefSeq and is a predicted model, not a curated record.